GUCCGCUACGGGUCCGUGUUACCACAGGAGGCAGCUCGAGCUCUGGGUUUACUUCGGCCUCUUCUGCCUCGUUCGGGUUGUAUUGGGUAGGCACAGUGCCUUUGAAUGCCGAGCAGCAAGCUGUGUCCUCUGAGAGAUGGCUGUCACCGGUGUGGGAGUUCUGUUUUUGAGUUUGCUUUGCUUUGCUUUGUGUACACAUGGGGCGCCCCGUACCUUUAGCAUGGACUACAAGAGCGACUGUUUCCGGAAAGAUGGGGAAGAGUUCCGCUACAUCUCAGGAAGCAUCCAUUACAACAGGAUACCUAGAGUAUACUGGAAAGACCGGCUGCUGAAGAUGUACAUGGCAGGACUGAACACCAUCCAGACAUAUGUUCCAUGGAACUACCACGAGCCGUCUCCAAACCGGUAUGAUUUUGGCGGAGACAGAGAUCUGGAUCACUUCCUGCAGCUAGCCCAUGACUUGGGCCUCCUGGUCAUACUCAGGCCAGGACCAUACAUAUGUGGAGAGUGGGACAUGGGUGGCUUACCUGCCUGGCUGCUCAACAAGAAAGACAUCGUCCUGCGUUCUUCAGAUCCAGACUACAUUGCUGCUGUUGAUAACUGGAUGGGGAAGCUGCUGCCAAUGAUAAAACCUUUCCUCUAUCAGAAUGGGGGACCCAUCAUCACUGUUCAGGUGGAGAAUGAGUACGGCAGCUACUUUGCCUGCGACUACAACUACCUUCGUCAUCUGAUUGCGCUGUUCCGUUCCCACCUGGGAGAUGAAGUGGUGCUGUUCACCACAGAUGGUGCUGGUCUGGGUUAUCUCAAGUGUGGCUCCAUACAGGGGCUGUAUGCCACUGUGGACUUUGGACCAGGCGGGAACGUGUCUGCUGCAUUUGAAGCACAAAGACAUGCCGAACCACACGGCCCUCUGGUGAACUCUGAAUUCUACACUGGCUGGCUUGACCACUGGGGGCAGCCCCAUGCGGUAGUGUCCACCUCCAUCGUUGCAAAGUCCCUGAACGAGAUCCUCGCCUUGGGUGCUAAUGUGAACAUGUACAUGUUCAUUGGAGGGACGAAUUUUGAAUACUGGAAUGGUGCCAAUACACCCUACGCCCCUCAGCCUACUAGCUACGAUUACAACGCACCACUAACAGAGGCUGGAGAUCUUACAGACAAGUACUUUGCCAUCCGAGAUGUGAUAAAAAUGUACAACAAGAUUCCAGAGGGUCCAGUUCCUCCGACAACUCCUAAAUAUGCAUAUGGACCAGUACAAAUGAAGAAGUACCAGACCGUGACUGAUGCCCUAAGAAUAUUGUCUUUCUCUGGACCUGUCAAAAGCACCUACCCUCUUAACUUUAUUGACAUGAAGCAGGUCUUUGGGUUUGUUCUCUAUCGGACUAUACUACCUGUUGACUGCAGCUCUCCCACCCCUCUGUCUUCUCCCCUGAAUGGAGUCCACGACAGAGCCUACGUGUCAAUAAAUGGGGUUGCCGUGGGUAUCCUUGAACGGAACAAAGCCCAGACGAUGAAUAUCACGGGGAAGGCUGGCAGCCAGGUGGACAUUCUAGUGGAAAAUAUGGGAAGGGUCAACUAUGGAAAAGAGAUCAACGACUUUAAGGGACUGGUAUCCAACUUGACUCUGGCAGCAGAUGUGCUUGAGGGCUGGAUCACAUACAGCCUCAGCAUUGAUGAGGCCAUCAGCCAGGGACUCCUCUGGAAAACGGACUCUUUGGAGGGGGCUAUCACUGCUGCCCCUCCCUCCCAGCUUUCCCCUCCAGCCUUCUAUGUAGGCAGCUUUGCUAUACCCGAGGGCAUCCCAGACUUGCCCCAGGACACUUACAUUUAUUUCCCUGGCUGGAGGAAGGGACAGGUUUGGAUCAAUGGUUUUAACUUAGGCCGGUACUGGCCCUCCAGAGGCCCUCAGGUGACCUUAUAUGUGCCUGCCAGUGUCCUCAGCACAGCCAUGCCCAAUAACGUGACGGUUCUUGAGCUUGAGGGCGCUCCUGAGCCCUGCACUGUGAAGUUCACCAUCACCCCAGUGCUCAACGCGACGGUCAAGUCAGAAGACAAUCACAAAGGGAUACUGUUUUACAAGAAGGAUUGGCUGUGAUUCUUCUUGCCAAUGCACAUCAGGAAAUGGACAGUUUGCACUAGAGCUUGCACUAUUCAUUAUAUCCCUGUCCUAUAUCGACCCAGCCUUAUCCGUGUGGCUCAUACAGACUUUAUUGGUGUAGGUACUAUGAGGACAGCUAUACUUCAAACUACUGGAUCAGGUUAUGUGUUCUUUGCAUAAAUACCAUAUUAGCUGAUGUGGCAUUUAAUGUUUAUAAUCUUAUAUUAUUAUUAUAUUAUAUUAUUAUUAUAUAUAAACAUAUAUUUAACUUUAAUAAGGUUAAAGGCUGAUUAUACUACCUCGUUAAUUGUGUUCUGUGAUAUUUUUCAUUCUAAUUUACACUUGCUUUUAUUCAAAUUACAGAACUUCAGUACUUUGAGUGGUGCAGACAGUCAGUUUAGCUUGUUAAUUUGUGAGUACUGUAAAAUGCAGCUAUUUAACUGCAAAUUUAUAAAAGCAUGGCAGUAUAAUGUCGCUCUGGAUAAGAGCAUCUGCUAAAUGACUAAAUGUAAUUAAUAAUGUGCCAAAUUCUGAACUGCUUUUUUGAUGUUUUGUUUAGUGACUCCUCUCUGCCAGGGGUUCUUCAAUAUCUGCAAUUUUUAUGGAAUUUAUCAUUGGGCUUUUUUGUAAUCAUAAAAUGUAAUUAUUUUGCACUUUUCACAAAUCCUUAGGAAACCAUAGCAAUGUAUACAACAUGGAAGUGUGAUGCACAAGCAUUUUCAAACUUUUAAAAUACUUGAAAUAAAAAGCAUUUAUAUUUGCUUUG
Messenger RNA from Hypomesus transpacificus, 2861 nucleotides. It is a transcript of the gene glb1, whose product is annotated as galactosidase, beta 1. The coding region runs from base 137 to 2092 and encodes 651 amino acids. The record is from RefSeq and is a predicted model, not a curated record. Gene Ontology annotation, molecular function: beta-galactosidase activity. Gene Ontology annotation, biological process: carbohydrate metabolic process. The transcript is spliced from 17 exons. NCBI's taxonomy places the organism in Eukaryota, Metazoa, Chordata, Actinopteri, Osmeriformes, Osmeridae. Gene Ontology annotation, cellular component: vacuole.